This is a messenger RNA of Thermothelomyces thermophilus ATCC 42464, 1268 nucleotides long. RefSeq lists its product as uncharacterized. Lineage: Eukaryota; Fungi; Ascomycota; Sordariomycetes; Sordariales; Chaetomiaceae. Gene Ontology annotation, biological process: cristae formation. Gene Ontology annotation, cellular component: mitochondrial crista junction; MICOS complex. The transcript is spliced from 3 exons. The coding region runs from base 182 to 1021 and encodes 279 amino acids. The record is from RefSeq and is a predicted model, not a curated record.
GGAAAUAGCCGCAUCCGAUGCCCACUAGCAGCCGUCCAAUCCUGGUUUCCCGCCCACGCUUCCGCAACCUCUGACCUCAGCAUCCAAAAAGCCCGCCGUCCACCACCAAACGGGACCGUUUUUGCCCGCCGAUUGCCGGAAGCCUCGAGUGCUCGCGAGGGACAUCUCAAUUGGGUGGACAAUGGCCGCCAGAGUGCUGCUGCAGCGGCGCGUUGCGCCGUUGGCGGCUGCCGCCCUCGUAGGGAGUGUCGGCUUUUCCCCCCGAACCGCGCACGCCGAAGCCCCCAGCGAGCGCCGAUAUUCCAGAAAACCCAUCUACGACGACGACUUCGACAUCCCGCCCGUAGCGAAGCCUGCGCCCGCACCAGCAGCCCACCCCACCUCACCCGCUCCGUCAGAACAAGCCGUUGACGCCGCCGCCGGCAACACUUCCCCGGCAGCGCCUCCCGCGCAGCUGCAGUCCGUCUUGGAACCCGACGUCACAACCGUGGUCCGCACCCGUGCGCCCACCCCGACGGACCGGCUGGCCGCGCAGAUCCGCCGCGCCCGCCUCUUUCUCUACGCGCAGGCCUGCGUGGCCGAGGACGCCGUCAACGGCGCCAUGGCGCGGGCCUUUGCGCUCGAGCGGUCCUUCACGUCGACCAUCGCCUCGCUGGCGCCCCCCCGCGAGUCGGGCGAGAAGCUGAUGCCGGGCCUGAUCUACGUCCUGGUGGCCGGCAUGGCCGGCAGCAUCGUGGCGCGCAACCGCAACAUCCUCCUGCGUGGCGCCACCCCGCUCGCCUUCGGCCUCGGCGCCGCAUGGACCGUCAUCCCCGUCACCAUGGGCAACGUCAGCGGGCUCGUCUGGGAGUACGAGAAGCGGGUGCCCGCGGUGGCGCAUGCCCAUAUUCGCGUCCGCGAGGGCAUCGAGAACGGUGUGUACAUGGCACGCCUGCAUGCCGAGCUGGCGCAGAACAAGGUGCACGAGGGUGUCAGGGGCGCGAGGGAGGCGUUGGAGGAGUGGGUGAGAAAGGGGAAAUGAGGACGCCCCUGUAGUGGAAGGAGGGGGGUAUUAACGAACGGAGGGAGAUAUUGAAAAAAAGACAAAAAACCAAAAAGGAAGAGAAAGAGGAAGGCGGGGCUUGGGGAACCCCGAGUGUAGAAAGUUUGCUGAUUAGGGCGGCAAGGCGAGCGGCAAGGCGAGCGGCACGUCCCUCUCUGCUUGUAUCAUAGGGGUAGAGACUCCGGUCAGAUAGACGAAUUUUUUUUUUUCUGCUUUGCGUGAAGAA